Penaeus indicus is the source of this 790-nucleotide messenger RNA. Its product is annotated as mRNA export factor-like. The record is from RefSeq and is a predicted model, not a curated record. NCBI's taxonomy places the organism in Eukaryota, Metazoa, Arthropoda, Malacostraca, Decapoda, Penaeidae. Gene Ontology annotation, biological process: RNA export from nucleus; transcription-dependent tethering of RNA polymerase II gene DNA at nuclear periphery. Bases 17 to 775 code for a protein of 252 amino acids. Gene Ontology annotation, cellular component: nuclear pore. Gene Ontology annotation, molecular function: RNA binding; ubiquitin binding. The transcript has 6 exons.
GAAAGGACAAGCUUGCAUGCUGUCGUUUUUGGUGCAAGAACACAACGCGUUUUAUGUCCGAUAUCUUCAUUGCGGGAUUUUUUUGUCGCGAGCAAUAUACGGUUUUUGCAGUGCUGUCACUAUGAUGUUCACACCUAGCACAUUUGGAAACACAGGCUCGGGGUUUGGUGGUUUUGGAUUAACCUCCACAACUCCAGCUUCAGCAAACCCUAUGAAGGAUUUUGAGGUUGUGAAUCCUCCAGAUGACUCAAUCCAAUGCAUGGCUUUUUCUCCAGCUUCAAUAUCUCAAGACUUCUUAGUAGCUGGUAGCUGGGACAAUAAUGUCAGAUGCUGGGAAGUUCAAAGAGACGGGAAAACCGUUGGCAAAGCACAGCAGACAAUGGGUGGCCCAGUGUUAGAUGUUGCUUGGCAUGAUGAUGGAAGUAAGGUUUUCAUGGCAAGUGCAGAUAAAACAGUCAAUUGCUGGGACCUUGGCAGUAACCAAAAAGUCCAAGUUGCUCAGCAUGAAGCUCCUGUCAAGACAGUACACUGGAUCAAAGCCCCAACAUAUUCUUGUAUGAUGACAGGCUCAUGGGAUAAGACACUGAAAUUCUGGGAUUUACGGAACCCACAGCCCAUCAUGACCAUAAAUUUACCUGAGCGAUGCUACUGUGCUGAUGUUGAAUACCCAAUGGCAGUUGUAGGAACUGCCAACAGGCACCUAAUUGUUUACCAGCUUGAGGGACAGCCACAAGAAUUCAAGCAGAUUGAAUCCCCACUCAAAUAUCAGGUAUGAGGAAAUAUUUUGUUA